Chenopodium quinoa (quinoa) is the source of this 2094-nucleotide messenger RNA. RefSeq names its product metal transporter Nramp5-like. NCBI's taxonomy places the organism in Eukaryota, Viridiplantae, Streptophyta, Magnoliopsida, Caryophyllales, Amaranthaceae. The transcript has 11 exons. The coding region runs from base 91 to 1698 and encodes 535 amino acids. Gene Ontology annotation, biological process: metal ion transport. The record is from RefSeq and is a predicted model, not a curated record. Gene Ontology annotation, cellular component: membrane. Gene Ontology annotation, molecular function: manganese ion transmembrane transporter activity; cadmium ion transmembrane transporter activity.
UAUAUAUAAAGCUCCAUUCUUCAACCUUAAAUAUAAGUAUAAAACAUCAAAUAUCAUAAGAAAAAUACAAAAAAAAAUAUAUAUAUAUAAAUGGCAACUCUUGAGAAAGAAGGAAGAAAGUCUGGUGUUUUAGGUGGUAGCAAUCGAAUAGUUGCCAUUGCAACGUCUCCUAAUAAUAAUGUUGAUUUAGUUCUUGAUAAUGGUCCGCCUUCGCUCUCUCCAAGCAAACACUUUGAUGAAGCUCCAACUAAUAAGGAACCUGGGUGGAAAAAGUUCUUAUCAUUUGUUGGUCCUGGCUUCCUGGUUUCCUUGGCUUAUCUUGAUCCUGGCAAUAUGGAAACCGACUUGCAAGCAGGAGCUAAUCAUCGAUUCUCGCUUCUAUGGGUGAUUCUUAUUGGAUUGAUUUUUGCUUUGAUUAUCCAAUCUCUAGCAGCAAAUCUUGGUGUGACCACUGGUAAACACUUGGCUGAGCAUUGCAAAGCAGAGUACCCUGUAGUAGUGAAGUAUUGCUUAUGGAUGCUAGCAGAAGUAGCAGUAAUAGCAGCCGAUAUACCGGAAGUCAUUGGCACCGCCUUCGCAUUGAACAUCCUCUUUCAUAUUCCUGUUUGGGCUGGUGUUCUUCUCACUGGUUUAAGCACUCUCCUACUCCUUGGACUUCAAAAAUAUGGGAUAAGGAAGUUGGAAUUGUUGAUAGCAAUAUUAGUGCUUAUAAUGGGAGCUUGCUUCUUUGGAGAGAUGGGUUAUGUGAAGCCGCCAAUAAAAGAUGUGGUUGAGGGCAUGUUUAUUCCUAAGCUUCAAGGCCAGGACGCCACUGCUGAUUCCAUCGCGCUGCUAGGUGCUCUUGUUAUGCCGCACAACUUGUUUCUACAUUCAGCCCUUGUGUUAUCCAGAAAAGUAACCAUGUCUACGAAAGGCAUUAACCAAGCAUGUAGAUACUUCUUAUUAGAGAGUGGUUUUGCUUUAUUUAUCGCGUUUUGGAUCAACGUAGCCAUUAUAUCAGUAUCUGGCACAGUUUGUUCAAGCAACAAUCUCACACAACUAGAGGCACAACAAUGCAGUGGCUUAACCCUUAACAAUGCUUCAAUCCUCCUUCAAAAUGUCUUAGGCCGAAAAACUGCCGCGAUUUUCUAUGGCAUUGCUCUCUUUGCUUCGGGACAAAGCUCUACCAUCACUGGGACUUAUGCUGGCCAAUAUAUUAUGCAGGGAUUUUUGGACCUUAAAAUGAAAUCAUGGUUAAGGAAUUUAGUUACUCGAUUGGUGGCUAUUACGCCAAGCCUAAUAGUUUCUAUCAUCGGAGGAUCAGCAGGAGCUGGGAAACUCAUUAUUAUUGCCUCGAUGAUAUUAUCAUUUGAGCUUCCAUUUGCUUUGAUUCCACUCCUCAAGUUUAGCAGUAGUUCUACCAAGAUGGGACCUCACAAGAACUCCAAUGUUAUUAUUGUCAUCUCAUGGAUUUUGGGACUCGGAAUAAUUGGCAUCAACAUCUAUUACUUGAUCACGGCCUUCAUUGGGUGGUUGCUACACAAUAACUUACCUAAAGUGGGUAACGUGUUCAUGGGAAUCGUCGUGUUUCCAUUGAUUGCUAUCUAUAUCUUAUCGGUCAUCUAUCUCAUGGUAAGAAAAGAUCGGGUUGAAACUUUUAUCGACCCUACAAAUGUUGUUCAGAAAGAGGACGAUCUAGCUAAUGUCUCGCUACCAUAGUUUGCAACUUAUAUAUGGCUUUGAAAAUGUCUAUGUUUGAAUUGUGUAACGUAACGCAAAUGUAUGUAGCAAAUUUCUUGACGUGCUAAUUUUACUGGUAAGAUCUUUGAGAAAUGCUAAGCGGGGAAAUUAAGUGUCACCUUGACGUGAUGGAAGUUAUCGAUUCGAGCCUAAUCAUCCCCAAGCUAUGUCCUCCAAAUUCAUGCGUAUGAUAAGCAUGCUAUCAUUUGUUCUCUAAUAGAAAUGAACCCUAAAAAACAAAUGGAAUAUUGCUUGCAUGUUUUUACUUAUACUUGUAUUACUUAGAGUAGGUUUCUUGAUGACCUAUAAGAGUUGAAACCUUCGUAUUUUCAUGAAUUAUCUGAGAUAAUAAUACUUAUCAUCAAUGUUUGAGAA